AUGUCUAAAGGUAUGUGGGAUUCAUCAAUGUCUAUAAAACGAACAAGAGUUUUCAGAAGAACUGACAGCGCGACAAGCGUUGGCGGCCAAGUUUUUGAAGGACAAUCGUCAGGCAUUAAGGGAAAGUGUUGAUGAUGGAAGUAGUCUCAACUUUACCAAUUCGCCAUCACAAUCGGCUGAGAGUCUGUCCGACGAUUCGUCGGCCGACCUGACAGUUCUAUCGGAUACUGUAGGUACAGUGGCUUGCGCCAGCGGUUGGACGAGAUACUCGGUGAAUGGAAAGUGCUACCAGCAGUCGGACGACUAUUAUACUUGGUACGAAGCGGAAGACUAUUGUUGGAGUCAGAGAGAGGGCGCACACUUGGCAUCGGUGCACACGCAGGCGGAGGCGGUUUGGUUGAAUGGUAGGCUGACUUGAAAAUGGUAUUUUAGAGAAGUUUUAUGAGUUUAAAAAUGCUUGUGUGUAAUCUACGUACCUAUUACUUGAUUUUUGUACUUGACAACUUUUUUAUACUACCAAUACUGAGCCUACUGUAGCUCAUGGAAGUUUGAAUACGAUUGUAGGAUGGCAUAACCUAGGCAAACUUCUAUGAGCUACAGUAGGCUUGGGAAAAGUGGUACAAAAAAGUUGUCAACUAACAACACAUAGUAUGGGCCUAGUACUUCACUUUUGUUCUUGACAACUUUUUUGUAUCACCAAUACUGAGCCUACUGUAGCUCAUGGAAGUUUGAAUAGGAUUGUAGGGUGGCAUAACCUAGGCAAACUUCUAUGAGCUACAGUAGGCUUUGGAAAAGUGGUACAAAAAAGUUGUCAACUAACAAAAAAACGUAGAAAGUAUGAAGAUUACACUCAAAAAAUUUCAAGUCAAAACAUUUUCAGCGCAGUACAAAAAGCCACUCGUUUCGAUGGAUGAUUGGAUUGGUCUCCGAAGAGCUGUAAGCCCUCUUACAACGACGCCCCCUUUUGAAAACUAAAACUUUUCGUUUGCAUUUUUCAGUGCGACAAUGUGACGUACUACUGGACCGACGGUUCCGCCUACGAUUUCGUCUGGUGGCAGCCGGACUAUCCGCAAUCCGAGUACGCUGAGGAAAGUUGUACUACUGUGCGUUGUUGAUACAUACAUACAUCAUGAAGCGUUGAGAACUCGAUGAUUUAGAUCUGGGACACGACGUGGCUUCACCUGAAUCCGGAUUACGUACCCGGACAGUUUGAUGAUAUGAAGGAUUGCGGGUCGGGCGGAUCGAAGGCCAUUUGCAUGUAUGAUCCGAAUUCUUGUACGGUUUUUGAGGGGGUUUGGGGGUGAAAUUGUAAUGUUUUUAAAGCAAUCAUCGGUGAAGAGUAUGCUCCUCAAGUGUGCGGUAAGAUUCCGGUCACCACGUCGACCACUACUACAACUACUUCAACUCCAACUACAACUACUACAACUCCAACUACAACUACUACAACUCCAACUACAACUACUACAACUCCAACUACAACUACUGCAACUCCUGCAACUACUGCAACUCCUGCAACUCCUGCAACUCCUGCAACUACUGCAACUACUGCAACUACUGCAACUACUGCAACUACUGCAACUACUGCAACUACUGCAACUCCUGCAACUACUGCAACUACUACAACUACCGCAACUACUACUAUCUUCAACGCAUCCACUUGCCCCUCUUCUUCGUGUCCUUCCGAUUGGUUCGAGUACAACUCCAAGUGUUAUGCAGUAAAUUAGUACUGAUCACCAGGGCACCAUCAAAAAUUUUCAGCUGAUCACCGCCUCCGCAACAAAUGCACAAGCUUCCGUUGGCUGUCAAGCACAAAACGCGGUUUUGGUGGAAAUUUCCGAUUUUGAGGAGAAUGAAGCGUUGAGAAGUGGGCGGUCAUGUCUGGAAAUCAGUACAAAACCGGUUUAUAGAGACGUUUUCGCUCAACUCGGCUGCCACGUCAUCCGGCUCUCUUGCCUGGAUCGCAAACUCGUCGUCGUACACAAAUUGGGCCACAGGAGAGCCGAGUGGCGAGGAUUACUGUAACUCGGUGAGCUCUAACCCCUUUUUUCAAACUUUUUUUGUUGGUAUUUUUCAGUUUGUGCUCUCGACAGCCACCAAUUUGGGAUAUUCACGAGGAGUUUGGAGUGCUGAGCCGUGUUCGAGCAAAUUGGAUUACGCGAUUUGUUCGAAAUCUGUGAAUUGAGCUGGCUAGAUAAAGUUGCACAUGUUCUGUUACUUCAAAUCGAUAUAUCUCAGUUGCGAGUCGAGAUAGCAAAAAGUUGUCAACUAACAAAUUGUUCAUCAAGAAAUUUUGUACAUUUUAUCAGUUGACAACUUUUUGAUAUCUCUACCAACUGCUGAGAUACGGACGCAUAUAGUAAGAUGAUGUUUCGAAACCCAAUACUCAACGUUGGCAAACAACUAAUAAGCCGACUUCUCCUGCAUUUCGAAAUAUUCUGAAACUGAAACGCAUAUUUAGUUACUUCGUAGAACAAAAAGUCACAUUUCAUUUCCAGUUGAAUGAGGAGAAGCAUCAAAAAAACCAAAUUUUUUGCUGGGCACGCUUCAAAAAAUUCGCUCGUCAUUAGGCAGUCGAAAGAAGAGAACAAGAAAUGUACUGAUCUCUUUAGACUCUUUAUCAAUAGAUAUAUUAUUUGUUUUCAUUCCAUUCCAUCCAUUCUUUUUAUAGAAGCCUACAAUAACAUUUGAGGUCCUGUUUUGAAGUGUCCAAAAAUCCCGAAAAAACAAAUCCAAUUCGGUGCAGGUCAACGAUCGUUUCCGGUGUUCUCAUUUCCACACACUCGCUUUUUUUUUGUUUUUCAAUCGCUCGAAAACUGGUGAGCAACGUGAACAACAACGACUUUGGGAGACACUGAUUUCCGGCGAAUUCCUCUCUUUCGAUGCUCUUCAAAAUUUUUCGCGGCGAACCUGUUGUCGAGUGAGUUUUUUUUCAAUUAAACGUUUCAAAAUGCAACUGAAAUCACAGUCCAAUUUUGUACAAUUGCACUGGGACCAAUGUUCAUGUGGAGCCGCACACGUUCCUCGGAACUUUAUACUUUACACUGGGCUUUGUGGCGCAGGUGAGUUGUAUAUAUCUCAGCGGUCUGAUAAGAUAUGAAAAAGUUGUCAACUGAUAAAUUAUUUAUUAUAAAAUUUUGCAUAUUUUAUCAGUUGACAACUUUUUGAUAACUCUACUGGCCACUGAGAUACAUCGUUUUGAAUUGAGAUUCAAAUAUACCGAAGUUUGAAACGAUCUAUCUCAGCUGUGUGUGAAGAUAUCAAAAAGUUGUCAACUGAUAAAAUAUGCAAAAUUUUGUGAUAAACAAUUUAUCAGUUGACAACUUUUUGAUAUCUUCACACACAGCUCAGAUAUAUUUGAAUCUCAAUUCAAAACGAUGUAUCUCAGUUGCCAGUAGAGUUGGCAAAAAGUUGUCAACUAAUAAAAUGUUUAUUGAAAUAUUGUGAACAAUUUAUCAGUUGACAACUUUUUGAUAUCUCCGCAAAUAGCUGAGAUACAUUGCCUCCAGUUUCAGUAUUAAACUUUCAAUUUUUUGAUUUUCUCACCCUGGAAAACUUUUCAGAUUCUCUACCUGCUGAUCCUCAAAACAUUCUGGUCUCACGAGCCGUUCUGGGAGCACGCUUGUUAUCGAAUCAUGUUUUUUCUCGGUGCGUCUGCGUUCGGAUAUUCUAGAGAUCAAAAAAGUUUUGCAUGGGGGUUCAUUAAAUGUGGGUGGUGGGUGGGUGGCCGCACAAGUUUCACGAUAAUAAUAAUAAUAAUAAGAGAAAGUUGAGUGAGGGGGGAAAAACUCAGAGAUCUGAGUUUGUUACACUGAUUUUUUCGGUGACUUAAAGGGUGGAUUGAGUGCGUUCGCGUCACAGAUUGAGUAUAAAUAAGGUGAUUAGGCGAGUGCGACUUUUUGAUUACCGCUUGGAGAAGUUUGCAAAAAAAUUGAAGUGUGGUACUCAGAAGGAGGGUCUUCACGAUGAUUUUAAGACGUUUUGAAACUGAAAGUGCGCUCUAUCGCACUUCUGGCACUGAAAAUCCCGGAAUUUCAGCUAAUUUUAGCCGCAAUGCAGAGUACACCGUCCGUUUGCAGGAAUCCCCGACUGUCUGAGCCUGAUAGUGUGCGCCGAGCUGGCGGGUGUCUGGUCGAUUCUCGGCCUCCAUCCGUGCUACGACAUGGAAAGUUCCGUGCUCCUCGGAUGUUUGGUUUUCGGCACGUGGCACAUGAGCUGCUUCUACGUGCUCAUUCUCGCGUUCAACAGGAGUUGCGAACUUGUGGCGCCAUCUCUCGGGUAGCCCGGGGAACAAUAUCGGCGCUGAACUCAUUCGCAUUCAUUCCAGCCGACUGCUCUUCAACGGAAAGCCGCUCACCGUCGUUCUCUGUCUUCCCAUCUUCUACUUUGUCUACUUUGCCUUUUUCACGAAGCCGUUGAUCUACGACGCGCGAGAAUCGACGUUCCUGCUCAACCCGAACACCGCCGCCACAAUGUCGUUCGACGCCGACGCGUACGCCGUCUACGGCUUCAUCCUCAACAACUUCUUCGUCAUGUUCUUCAUCGGCGUCAACUAUUUGACCGUCUGCACGUUUCUCCUCUAUCACUCGUUCUCGACAAGCAUUCAGAAGGUGUCGAAAGUCUACCGACAGGUGACAAUUCAGUGCAUGGUCGUGUGCACGUGCCACUUCAUCGGAUGCUUUCUCUACAUUUACAUGCAAUACGUCGAGUUGCCCAAUCUUUUUCACGUCAUCGCACAACUCGCCUGGAUUGGCAAUCAUGGUUGGUUCGAGCGAAACAUUUAAAGUUUCAUCACUUCUCUAAAAUUGAAUCCACAGUUGUAUUUUGCAAAUCCUCAAUCAAACCGAUUCCCAUGCCUAAAGUCACCCGCCCACGGUCUCCAGAGCUGACAAUGGGCGCAAGCGCGCCCCGCCCAAUAGAGCGUAGAACAUUGGCGCGAAAUUCAAAUUUUAACAGCAAAAUUUGUGUUUUUUGCCAGAUUAGCCACGAAAAAUCGAUAAUUUCUCAUUUGUCUCUCGAUAGACUGAUUUUAUAGGCAAUUACGAAUUUUUUAAGCGCAAGAGCGUCAAAUUUGAUCAAGUUUGAAGGUUUUUGGCUAAAACUGCGUGAAUUUCAGUUGCUUUUCGGUAAUUUUCGCGGUUCGAGCGCUCAAAAUGCUUGUAUUUACGUGAUUUAUCAUUCUCAAAACCAAUUCUGUCUGAAAACGGUCAAGAAAGCGCAAAAUGAGAAGUGCGGUUUUUAGGAAAAAAAAAAUUUCGAAAAAGCGAAAUUCGCGAAAAAUGCGAAAAAUGCGCCAAAACGUCCAUAAUUCUGUGAGAAUUAGUGAUUUUUCAUGUCGAACAUGCAUUUUUCAUCGCCUUUGACCACAAAAAUCAGAGAAAACGUGCUCAAUUCAUGAAAACGCCAUUUGGCAUACUCAGGUAAAGUUUCAAACUUUUCUUGGCUCUUCUGAAGACAUUCUCAAACUUUCUCAAAAAAAAAAACGUUUCCAAGACCAUUUCAAAACUUUUCUAGGACUUUGUCAAACUUUUUCCAGAAAUUCUCAAACUUUUCCAAGAAUUUCUUAGGUGGCGCCUGGAAAAGUUUAAAAAUAGCCAAGAAAAGUUUGAAACGAGUGACGAGUGAGCAUGAUUAAUGUUAUGCGCAGAAGAAUUGUCAAUGGUGCGCACUUGCAACACUGAACACACACGUGGAUAUUCUCAGUUGAAUACAAAUGCAAUAAACAACAGAAGACGAGGAGAACAUUUAAAAAAUUGAGAAAAAAAAAAGUUGUUCCGCGGUGCGCAGAGAUUCCAUCAUUUCUAAUUAGAUCCCAAAAACUCCUAAUUAGAUGUGAAAAGUCCAACUUCUAAUUAGAUUCGAAUAUCUGUUUUCACAUCUAAUUAGAUUCAAAUUAAACCUGAAAAACUUCUAACUAGAUCUGAAAAUCAUGCUUUCUUGAAAUAGAUGUGAAUGAGUUCUAAUCCCAUCGCAAUCCAUUUACCAGAGUAAAGUCACCCGCCCGAAACUGUAAACUUUUUUCAGGUCUUCCGCCAUUCGUCUACAUCAUUUUCAACACGUCGAUCCGCUCGAAAAUCUCCUUCUGUAACCUGCGAAUCGUGCGUGUUUCGCCGUCGGACGCCACGAGAAAGUCGACGACGCAGGCCGACAGUCAGAAGAGAACGGCGACGAUUUUCUGA
Caenorhabditis sp. 36 PRJEB53466 is the source of this 6176-nucleotide messenger RNA. The record is from the annotation of a GenBank genome assembly. Lineage: Eukaryota; Metazoa; Nematoda; Chromadorea; Rhabditida; Rhabditidae.